Messenger RNA from Nanorana parkeri, 930 nucleotides. RefSeq names its product gastrula zinc finger protein XlCGF71.1-like. Gene Ontology annotation, biological process: regulation of transcription by RNA polymerase II. Lineage: Eukaryota; Metazoa; Chordata; Amphibia; Anura; Dicroglossidae. The record is from RefSeq and is a predicted model, not a curated record. The coding region runs from base 1 to 795 and encodes 264 amino acids. Gene Ontology annotation, molecular function: RNA polymerase II cis-regulatory region sequence-specific DNA binding; DNA-binding transcription factor activity. The transcript has a single exon.
AUGUUUCCUGAAGUUGCAAUAGAUGAUAACAUCACAACAGAGGCUCUGGUGAAAAACCCUGUUACCCCAAAUCUCCAUCCAGUACUUCUCAGCGCAGAUCUAUUAUCUCGUCCCCCUACCCACGGGGGGAGUUUAUCCAAUCGCUCAACUCCCACAACCCAUCGUCCAAAUCACAGAACGGGUGCAGCGUUCCUGUGUUCCAUAUGCGGCAAAUCUUUCUCUUGGAAAGGGAGCCUCGUUGAUCACCAGAAAACUCACACUGGGGAGAAGCCAUAUUCGUGUUCGGAAUGCGGGAAAAGUUUUUCCAAGAAAACUAAGCUCACGUUACAUCAGAGAAUCCACACGGGAGAGAGGCCGUUUUCAUGCUCGGAAUGUGGUAAAAGUUUUACAAGGAGGGACCAUCUUAGCAUACACCAGAGGACCCACACGGGGGUGAAGCCCUACUCCUGUUCGGAAUGCGGGAAGUGCUUUAGCCAGAGAGCCUUUCUCAUCGUACACCAGAGAGCUCACACCGGGGUGAAGCCGUAUUCGUGUACAGAAUGUGGGAAGUGUUUUACUGGGAAAGCCCAUCUGAUUGUACACCAGAGAACUCAUACUGGGGAGAAGCCACAUACAUGCCCAGAAUGUGGGAAGUGCUUUACUGAAAGAUCUCAACUUCUCCGACAUCGGACUUGUCACUCCAGUAAUUGUCCAUAUCCAUGUCCUGUGUGCGGGAGAACUUUUAGCAGCAAAUCGGGCUUGGGGAGACAUCAAACCCUGCACACAGGCAGCAACCCGCACAUGAUAUCAGAAUGAGUAAAAAGGUUCUAGAGAUAACCUUCCUUUUUGUCACAUCCCCACAGGGGACUAGAUACUCCUGUGUCAAGAAACGGCAGAUAAGCAAACUUACGCACACACAGAUGUCUUUCCUACUUCCGUCUUAAAUUUUUA